Messenger RNA from Cuculus canorus (common cuckoo), 4445 nucleotides. It is a transcript of the gene ITPKB, whose product is annotated as inositol-trisphosphate 3-kinase B. NCBI's taxonomy places the organism in Eukaryota, Metazoa, Chordata, Aves, Cuculiformes, Cuculidae. The transcript is spliced from 8 exons. Gene Ontology annotation, cellular component: cytoplasm; nucleus. Gene Ontology annotation, biological process: inositol phosphate biosynthetic process. Gene Ontology annotation, molecular function: inositol-1,4,5-trisphosphate 3-kinase activity; inositol tetrakisphosphate kinase activity. Bases 408 to 2222 code for a protein of 604 amino acids. The record is from RefSeq and is a predicted model, not a curated record.
CUGCUCCCCUACCCCCUCCCUCCGUUCUCCUCCUCCUCCUCUCCGCGCUGCUCUCUCCGCCUUCCAGGCGCAGCGCCCCGGGAGCGGCGGCGCCGCGGCACGAACCGAGCCCGAGCGCGGGAGCUGCGCCAGGCCCCGGCUGGGAUCCGCCGAGCGAGCAGAGCUCCCCGCCGCUCCUGCGACGAUGAUUCCGCCGCGCCCCGCAGCCCCUGGCGCCGCGCGGCCCGCGCUGAGACCCUGCCAGCUGUCCCGUUUUAUGGAGCUGCAGGCUGGGGCCAGCCUAGCUCCCCUGCUGACUCCUGGAAAUGCUGCUGGUCUCAGCGUGGAGAGACCCUCGGCAGCCUCGCAGAGCCUGAGUGCUGAGGCAGCAGUGGCGGUGGCCCCUCUGUGUGCCCCGGUUAACUACUAUGGCCGUGUACUGCUAUGCGCUCAAUAGCUUGGUGAUAAUGAAUAGCAACAGUGAGGUGACAAGUGGCAGGAGCAAGACGCCACCUCCUCCUGGACAAAUGCUGCCUAGGGGUCCAGAGACACUUGGCAGCUGCCACCCGCUCCCUGUCUUCAGUCCCACGCCUGUGCCACCCCGCUCUCCAUGCUGCAGCCCUGCUUUCCUGUUUCCUCCACUUGAGGAGCCCACUUGUGGGGCCUGGCGGGGCAGCUGGGGCAAAGAAGAGCAGCCAGGAGCCCCCACAGCACGGCAACUUCAGCAGGACCUGCACAAUGUCCAGGUGAACCAGAAAGUGGGGCUCUUUGAGGCACACGUCCAGGCGCACAGCUUUGCUACCCAGCCACUGCAGAACCCCUGGCUAUCCCAGCCCCAGCCUGCUAGCCCCACAGCACCACUGGUGGGACUUGGAACCGGGCCCCAGACACGAGCCCAUGGGGAAAGUGAGGCUCCCAGUGCUGGUGGCGUGCAGGUCUGUCCAAGCACUGCAGAACCUUUGGGGAGGCCAGUGGUGAUGGUUGUCCCAUCUGUGGGGUUGGUGGAGGGCAGGAGCCCCUUCGAGCCAUCAGGGCCUGCACCACGGCAAGGCAAGGUGGUAGUGGCCCCCACAGGACUUGAGGGCCAGUGUCCAGCCAUUAGUGGAAGCAUCCCUGCUGUCAUCGUCACGGACCUGGGGGGCCCAGAGGAGGAGGCAGGCACCGUGCCCCCCGGCAGCCUGCCUGUCCGGAAGCUGUCAUCCUCCUCAGCCUCUUCCACUGGCUUCUCCUCAUCCUGGGAGGAGUCUGAGGAGGACAUCUCCAGUGACCCGGAGCGUACCCUGGAGCAGACACCGGCCUUCCUGCAGACCCUGGACCAGCAGAAGCCCCGAGUGAGCAAAUCAUGGCGGAAAAUCAAGAAUAUGGUGCACUGGUCCCCAUUUGUGAUGUCCUUCAAAAAGAAGUACCCUUGGAUCCAGCUAGCGGGACAUGCAGGUAGUUUCAAGGCAGCAGCCAAUGGCAGGAUACUGAAGAAGCACUGUGAAUCAGAGCAGCGAUGCCUCAACCGACUGAUGAACGAUGUCCUAAAGCCCUUUGUUCCUGCCUACCAUGGUGAUGUUGUGAAGGAUGGGGAGCGAUACAACCAGAUGGAAGAUUUGCUGGCUGAAUUUGACUCCCCGUGCGUCAUGGACUGCAAAAUGGGGGUCAGGACGUACUUGGAGGAGGAGCUGAUAAAGGCCCGGAAGAAGCCAAGCCUGAGGAAGGACAUGUACCAGAAGAUGAUUGAGGUGGACCCUGAUGCCCCCACUGAGGAGGAGAAUGCGUUGCGGGCGGUAACCAAACCCCGCUACAUGCAGUGGAGGGAGACCAUCAGCUCAACUGCCACACUGGGCUUCAGGAUCGAGGGGAUAAAGAAAGAAGAUGGCACUGUGAACCGGGAUUUCAAAAAGACACGGACUAAGGAACAAGUCAUGGAAGCCUUCAGGGAGUUCACCAGAGGAAACUGCAAGGUUUUGAACAGUUACCUUAACCGUUUGAAGGGUAUUCGUGCUACUCUGGAGACAUCCCCGUUCUUCAAAUGCCAUGAGGUAAUUGGGAGCUCCCUUCUCUUCAUUCAUGACAAGAAGGAACAAGCCAAAGUCUGGAUGAUUGACUUUGGGAAAACCACCCCGCUGCCAGAGGGGCAAGUUCUCCAGCACAACGUGCCCUGGGUGGAAGGAAACAGAGAGGAUGGCUACCUCUGGGGGCUUGACAACCUCAUUCAGAUCCUGACAGAGUUGUCCCAGAGUGAAGACUUGCAUUAAAGCCGCAUGUCUGCCUCUGCCACUACCCCCAACCUGACCCCAACUGACUCUCCUGAACUGCACUACAAGACACUUUCCAGCCCUCACCCUUCCCAUUUGAAAGCUAUACUCUCCCUAUUUAAGGUUUUGGGUUUUUUUUCAUUUUUUCUUGGGUUUUGGUUUGGUCCCCACCCCCAUGUAAAUAGAAAGUUAACCCGCCAGAACAAAAGCUGAACUUGAAACCUUGGCUUUGCAGAGUCGGUGGGAGCACAUUGCCAUGCCAGGUGUCAGCAGUCCAGCAGGGGUUGCUUAGGCCGAUAUGUGCUUAGCCUAUCACACUUCUGUCUGUUGUGCAGCCUGAUUUUUAAGAGGGCUGAUGAAGGAAGAAGCCUUUCUCUGAGCUGGGACUGUAUCUGCAUCCCAAAAACACUCAGUGGCCAUGCCCACUGGUGUGUAUGAGCAAGGCCUGGAGACAGCAAAAGUCAGUAGGGUAGUUAUCUUUGCGAGCGCCUUUCACCCUAGGGACCUGGCUGGGCCGAGUCCUUAAGAGAUGCUAGAAGGGUGGAUUUGGGUUUUAGUUUGUGUUCAGGACAUCCCGUGGAGGUUACUCAGUUAUUUGCAGGUGAUGCUUGGAGAGUGAGGGUUUCCCUCCUGCGGGGAGCACAUGGUUCAGCACAGGUAUUUACCAUGACCAGGUGCUUCCCACCCGCCUGCCCUGUGCUAGGUGCACUGCUGUGGUGGGUAGCUAGCUCCUCUCUAGAGAUCAAUCUCCCCACCUAGGAGCUGCUUCCAGCCCUCCUUAGCCGAGGUCUCCAACCCCAACUUUGGGCAGGGCUAGGGAAGAGAAAAAUAGUUUAUAAGGGACUACUGUGAGCCCUAAAGUAGGCAUUCAAGUCGAUGGGUCUUUUUUGGCUGCAGCUGAGCAUGUGUGUAGGAGUAGUGCUGCCAAUGCUUGCACCUUGUCCACAGUAACCUUCCUGCGUGGAGCAUCUCUAUCUAAACCGCAGAUUGCCUGGAGCAGGCAAAGAGUUACACCAUUAAAUCAGCUCUCAAAGUGGCUGGGUUAGUCCUCUUCAGCAAAGUGGCGUUUGGGUCAGGCAUCCCUGUGCUUCCCUUUUUUUUUCUCCACAGAGCUGGCUGACUGCCGCUGCUCUUUGGCCUCCCAGCCUGCUCAGGCUGCAUGGAUGGCCUCUGUGCUCCCCCUGACGAAAACACCCAGUUCCCUAUUUAGGGCGGAGGCUAUUUUUUAACUUCCUGGAACAUUUGAACUUGCUCACAGUAGAGCUGGCUAGCUAAAUGUCAGCCACCGAGAGGCUGGUGGGGAGGGGAGGCUGCAGGGCAAGCUGAGUCGUCCCUCACAGUGUGAAUAGAAGGAACGUGCAGUGCUGGAAGUGGUGCAGAAGACUGACAGCCCUGAAUCCCUCACCCACUCCGUCCCCAAACCCACCAUCUCAUCUCACUCCCAGGGAGCAGAGCCCCCUGCCAUAGUUCAGUGGAUCCAGCACCCUUGGUGGGACAGGUCUGCUGGCAGCAAUAAGGAGGAGUUGGCCAUCAAGUGGUCUGCAGCCAUGCCCCAGCCUCUUUCCUGGGUAUUGAAGUCUCCUGAGGUUUCUCUCAGUUCAUAACUCGCCAGACAGAUGUCUUCAGCUCAUCUGAUGCCAUUGUAAAUGGUUGCACUGGUUUUGCUCUUUGCCAGGCUUUCUAGAAUAGCCCAUGUGGAAGUGCCUUAUAAGACUUGCCACUGUUCCAUUAGUGUCAUGGAAAAAAAUUGAGGUUUUUUAAGUUAUAUUUAUUUUUAUCCCAUUUUUAUUGCACAAAACACUAAAACUUAAUGCAUGGAAUCCUUUUUUUUUUUUUAACUUUUUUUUUUUUAGUUUUUAAACCAUCCCUUUUCCAGCUUUGGAGAAAGGGUGUGAAUAGAUAUGCAUACAUAUGUACCAGUUAUCGCUGUACUUUAGCUUCAAGCUGCUCUUAUAUAUGUAUAUUAUUUUUUAAGCCUGUUUAUAAACAAGAUUCCUUGCUUCGUGGCUUCAGAAGCAGCAGGUUGUUCCUCUCAGAAGUCUUAUGCCUUUCUGGAGCCUGGAACGGUUGCUGUGAGGGAUUUUCCCUGCUCCCACUUUCUCUCUCGGUCAUUGGUAAAACAGAAAAAUCUGAACCGGUCUGGAACACCAACGCACAGUGCCUGUAAAAAAAUCCUGUAACUUUGCAAAUAAAGGCAUAUGGGAAGCAUUUGGCUGGUCCUUG